AUGGAGUGUAUGGUGUAUGAAUCUAGGAAACUUGAAAGCUGUAAAAAAGAAAUGGGAUUCAUGAAGAUUAAUUUUCUAGGCAUUAUAAAUAAGAUAAACACAGGCAGCAUCACGUGCCCUAGGCCUGUGUCUGUUGAGCAUGCAGACAUCCGGGUCAAGAACUACAGUUUGAGUUCCAGGGAGCGCUAUACUUGUAACUCUGGCUUCAAACGUAAAGCUGGGACAUCCAGCCUGACUGAAUGUGUGCUUGAUGAGACCACGAACACCGCACACUGGACCACUCCCAAUCUCAAGUGCAUCAGAGAUCCCUCCCUGACUCACCAAAUGCCUGUGUCACCCUCCACUGUACCCACAACAAGGGUGACCGCACAACCAGAGAGCCUCACCCCUUCUAGAAAAGAGCCAGAAGCGUCCACUCCCAAGUCAGACACCACAGUGACCACAGAGACAGCUAUUGGACCGGGCUCCAGGCUGCUGCCAUCAGAACCACCUUCUGCAGGAACGACAGGCAUAGUCAGGAACGGGUCCUCCCCAGCCCCACCUCAGACAGCAGCAAAGACUUUGGAACCAAUUCUCCCUGCUUCCCACGCGACACCAGCAGAUGCUUCUUCAGGCAAUGCCACCACUGUCACUGGUACCUCCACAGCUAUCUCUGUGGCAGCUUCGAUUGUCAUCCUGAUUAUUGGAGCAGGAGUAGCAGCUUUUAUACGAUAUUGCAGAGAAAGGAGGCAACAACCGCCAGCCCCAAAUGUUGAAAUGGAAGACAUGCCAAUGACUGCAGAAGCCAGCAACAGAGAGGAAAAUACAGAAGAUCACCAACACAACUUAUGA
Elephantulus edwardii (Cape elephant shrew) is the source of this 831-nucleotide messenger RNA. It is a transcript of the gene IL15RA, whose product is annotated as interleukin 15 receptor, alpha. Gene Ontology annotation, cellular component: plasma membrane. Lineage: Eukaryota; Metazoa; Chordata; Mammalia; Macroscelidea; Macroscelididae. Bases 1 to 831 code for a protein of 276 amino acids. The record is from RefSeq and is a predicted model, not a curated record. Gene Ontology annotation, biological process: interleukin-15-mediated signaling pathway. Gene Ontology annotation, molecular function: interleukin-15 receptor activity. The transcript is spliced from 7 exons.